Molecule: messenger RNA, 1095 nt
Organism: Gloeophyllum trabeum ATCC 11539
Lineage: Eukaryota; Fungi; Basidiomycota; Agaricomycetes; Gloeophyllales; Gloeophyllaceae
Product: FMN-linked oxidoreductase
Exons: 3
Coding region: 1-1095 (364 amino acids)
Molecular function (GO): NADPH dehydrogenase activity; FMN binding
Source: RefSeq, a predicted model, not a curated record
AUGUCUCCAGCGUCGACGUCGAAGCUCUUCCAGCCUAUCCAGGUCGGCGAUCUUGAACUACAGCAUCGACUCGUCUUGGCUCCCUUGACGCGAUUCAGAGCGGACGAUGAGCAUGUGCACACUGAGCUCCCAGUGGAAUACUACGCGCAGAGAGCGAGCGUACCUGGGACGCUCCUCAUCUCCGAAGCGACCUACAUCGACGUGAGGGCGGGAGGCUUCCCGAAUGUCCCGGGUAUCUGGAGCAAGGACCAGAUCAGGAGUUGGAGGAAGGUAACAGAUGCUGUCCAUGCGAAGGGGUCGUACAUCUUCUGCCAGUUGUGGGCCCUCGGGCGUGCAGCACACCCUGAGCAUCUGGCGAAGUUCGGCUUGGACUUAGUAUCCUCAGGCAAUCUGCCGAUGCCGGGCAGCCCAAAUGUGCCCCGCCCUCUGACCCUGGACGAGAUCCGCGAAUACGUCAAGCUCUACGCAUAUGCGGCCAAAAAUGCGAUCGAAGCGGGCUUCGACGGCGUCGAAGUCCACAACGCGAAUGGUUAUCUGCUGGACCAGUUUAUACAAGACGUGAGCAACAACCGAACGGACGAGUACGGCAGAAGCAUAGAGAACAGGUGCAGGUUUAGCUUGGAGGUUAUCGAGGCCGUGGUAAAGGCAGUAGGUGAGAAGAGGACAGGCGCGAGAUUCGGUCCUUGGGAACUGUACCAAGGUAUGGGCAUGGCCAACCCUAGACCCACCUUCACCUACAUCGUCCGAAAAAUCCGCGAUCUAUACCCGGAUUUCGCCUACCUUCACGUAACCGAGGCUCGCAGCUUCAUAGGACCCGAGCGCACACCUAAGCCAGGAGAGGAUAACGACUUCCUCCGUGAGAUUUGGGCUCCUCGACCGAUGAUUACUGCUGGCGGGUAUACGAGGGAGAUGGCCAUCGAGGUCGCGGAGAGGACGGACAACCUUGUGGCCUUCGGACGGAUGUUCAUCUCCAACCCGGACUUGCCCCUGCGGAUAAUGAACAAUAUCCCGUUAACACCAUAUAACAGGGACACCUUCUUUAGCCCGGGGAAGGUGGGCUACACGGAUUAUCCCUUCGCAGAAUGUACAGCAUAG